This is a messenger RNA of Dracunculus medinensis (Guinea worm), 333 nucleotides long. NCBI's taxonomy places the organism in Eukaryota, Metazoa, Nematoda, Chromadorea, Rhabditida, Dracunculidae. The record is from the annotation of a GenBank genome assembly.
AUGGUUUUGGUUGACGAAGAAUGCAAAAAAUUAGAGGAACAGUUAGAUGCGCUAAGAAUGGAAAUCAAAUUUUCGGAAAGAAAUGGUGAAGAAAUAGCUGGAGAACUUGAUAAUUUAAAUAAUCAGAUUACCGUGGAAGAAGAACGUUUACAGCAACAAGCCAUUAUGAUGAAAGAUUUGAAUGCGAUGAUCGAUCAGCUAAAGGGUAUUUUUAAUAUUUUUAAAGUUUUCUUAGCGCUCAGAUUAAAACUUCCUUGUUCACGAGUUAAAUAUUCAUUAAAUGCGAAUGAAUUUGUUUUACAUCGUCGUUUUUAUUAUCGCUUUCAAAUAUAA